Molecule: messenger RNA, 288 nt
Organism: Symbiodinium natans
Lineage: Eukaryota; Dinophyceae; Suessiales; Symbiodiniaceae
Source: the annotation of a GenBank genome assembly
AUGAAUAAUUUGGGCUGCCGCGCCCCCACUGCUGGGCGCCGCAGCGCGGCGAGCGGCUGGGCGCGUCGGUGGUGGGGGUUGUUGUCCGUCGCGGUGCAAGUGGCCGUGGCCGAGAUUGCCUUGGGCCCGACCGCGGCAGGACUGCAGCCCGCCGGCUUUAGCGCGGUGCCUGCUCUGGAGGCCGUCUUGGCACUGGCUGACUGCGCUGGGCCCGGCCUUCCGCCGCUGCGGCCUUCGACCCGCGAGACUUUCCUGGCGGCGGAAACAAGCGUGUGGAAAAACAAAUAG